Toxotes jaculatrix (banded archerfish) is the source of this 1872-nucleotide messenger RNA. RefSeq names its product cilia and flagella associated protein 206 (gene cfap206). Gene Ontology annotation, biological process: sperm axoneme assembly; regulation of cilium beat frequency; regulation of flagellated sperm motility. Bases 1 to 1872 code for a protein of 623 amino acids. NCBI's taxonomy places the organism in Eukaryota, Metazoa, Chordata, Actinopteri, Toxotidae. The transcript has 12 exons. Gene Ontology annotation, cellular component: axoneme; ciliary basal body. The record is from RefSeq and is a predicted model, not a curated record.
AUGUCUCGCUCUCACGCGGAAAGUGUGAUUAAAAGCAUCAUCCGUGAAAUAGUGCAGGAGUGUGCGGUGAGAGGGCAUGCUGUGUCGGACACUUUGGUGGCUUUCAUGGUGAAAGCUGUUGUGCUGGACCCAAGAAAUGGGUUUAAUGUUGACCGAACACUGACCAAACAAGAUGUCCAAAAACUUCAGGAACUGUGUCUGGAUAAACUCAUGGAAAAGUGCAGCCCAUCCCUUGACACCAUCAAAAUGCAGGUGUAUUUUGAUAUGAAUUAUACGUCCCGACGUGAGUUUCUUGGGGAAAUCCAUCGGGUGCUGGAGUCCAGGCUCAGUCCAGUGAGCAGAGAGAUCACUGACAGCAGAGUGAAAACACGGGAAGAAUUAGAUGCUCUGUACCGGAAAAUCGUCACUUACAUCCUGCUGCGCUCUGACAUGGGCUCACCCACAGAUGUCAACGCUGUUCGAGAAGCUACAGCUGCCCUGCAGAGCGUCUUCCCUCAGACUGAACUGGGAGCCUUCAUGGUGCUCUUAAAGAGGGAUAAGGAGCAGCAACUCAAUGAGCUCACCAUGAUUGUCACAGGGAUCCGGCUCUUCAACAAAGCCAGCAAGAAGGGAGAGGAGACGGACCUUCAUGAACUAAUGCCUGCGGCUCUUAAUGAAGUUCUUCCAGUCAUCAGUAAAAGUAUCGAGAAGGAGCUGAGUGUCUCGCAGAGUUUGGCAUGGAAGUACACAGCUGUGCUGGAGAAGCUGACAGACUCUGAGAGUCAGCCUGAAGCAUGCGACGUGCCCAGCGUCUUACUCCGACAGGCUCUCUACAACGUCAGACAGCAUGAAGUUUUCCUCAAAAUGUUACUGGCUGAUGCACGUUUAUGUGCCAAGCAUGUGGAGUUCCUGCAGGUGGAGCUCUCAUCACAGAUGAAGCUGCUGAAAGAAACGGUGCAGUCAAAGACAGCUGUACCCACUGUGAAGGUUUUUCCACUGUUCAAGGCCCUGUCAAAGCUUUGGUCUGGACUUGGGGAUGAGGCUGAGCUGCUGAACAUCCUCAGUAACGUUGUGCUCAAUCUGCAGCCCUUCCUCGCCUCGCAGGCCAAAAUCUUUUCUCAAGCUUAUCUGGAUGGCCUGCUGGAGGCGUCAGAGGUGAAGACAGACGAACAGAGAAUGGCUGAGUCUUCGGGUGAAUGUAUUGUUCCAGCUGAGAUGAAGACACAGGAGUGGCUUCUGCCUGAACAAACAGUCAGUUUUAAUGAUUUGGUGCUACAAUAUAAUGGAGUCUGUGGCUACACACUUGUGAACAGAGAUGGGCUUCUUCUUCCAGGUAAUCCACACAUCGGGGUCCUGAAACACAAAGAAAAGCUCUACGUUUUUAGCUCUAAAAAGGCUGCCCUGAAAUUUGCCUCCUGUCCAGACGACUUCAUUGCAGAGGUUGCAGAAAAAGCGAAGCUCUCCCCUGAACUCAUUCACCUCCUCAAACUCCACCAACAGUUCUCCACUGCCAGUCCAUACUCUGAGAUACAGCCAGGAGAGAAUUCACUGGUAAAGCCCAUCGGUAAGUGUGAGAGCAGCACCCAGACUGACACGCACCCGGUGGAGACAAACAUUGUCAAGUCAUACGAGUGGAAUGAGUGGGAGCUGCGACGAAAAGCUAUCAAACUGGCUGACCUUCUGACCAAAGUGACGCAAUCAACGCAGACUGACCUGAGCCACAUGAGGCGGGAAAACGUCACUCAGACCUGGCUGCCCAAGGACGCUGCCUGUCAAAGCAAGACAGAUGGUGAGAGCAGUGUGCCCAAGCCUCAGAUCUACCUGGCAGGUCUGAGGGGACAAAGAGACGGACACUUUGUCAAAACAAACCUGACCAGGUCUGUGGAUGAAUAA